Molecule: messenger RNA, 1425 nt
Organism: Necator americanus (New World hookworm)
Lineage: Eukaryota; Metazoa; Nematoda; Chromadorea; Rhabditida; Ancylostomatidae
Exons: 15
Coding region: 1-1425 (474 amino acids)
Biological process (GO): nucleoside transmembrane transport
Cellular component (GO): plasma membrane
Molecular function (GO): nucleoside transmembrane transporter activity
Source: RefSeq, a predicted model, not a curated record
AUGAUCUCGUUCCAUGUUGGAACAAGAGUGACAAUUGUAAUGAAAUCUUUCUACAUGAAAGAACCAUUGGGCUCAAAGAGCGUAUCCAGUGUCGACUCGAAGGAAAAGUUGGGCUCAAAGAGCGUAUCCAGUGUUGGCUCGAAGGAAAAGGAUCUCACAAUAGAGGAUGAUGGGGGUCCACCAGUGGAUAGAUACUGGUUCGUCUUUAUGAUAAUUUUACUGAAUGGUAUUGGUGUACUACUACCGUGGAACAUGUUUAUCACCAUUGCACCGAACUACUACGUGGAAUACUGGUUUACGAUCGAUGGAAACAAGACGUCUUAUGCAAAAAGUUUCAUGAGUGCCCUUGGGAUUUCAGCACAAGUACCCAACUUCAUUGUGGGACUUAUCAACGUAGCGCAGAUCAUCGGAGGUUCAUUAAUGAUCCGAAUCGCUGGUCCGCUCACUUUGAAUUGUCUUAAUGUGGUGAUAAUUCUCGGCCUUGUAAUUUUCCAAGAUCCAAGUGAAGACGCUAUGAAUUGGUUCUUCGUCGUUUCGUUGGUAAUUGUUAUGGUAAUGAACGCGUCCAACGGUCUGUAUCAGAAUUCCAUCUUUGGACUCGCUGCUGAUUUCCCAGCUUCCUACACAAAUGCUCUUGUGGUAGGUACUAACAUCUGUGGAACGUUCACAAGUGUACUUGCUAUUUUAACCACUCUAGCUUUUCCAACCGAGUAUAAGACAGUAGCGUUGAUCUACUUCUCCAUUUCUCUGGCUGUACUCGUACUUUGUGGAAUAUCACUAGUUAUCCUUACCCGACUGGAAUUCUACCAAUAUUACCUCGAAAAAGGCAACCGAUUCAGGCUAGCUGAGAACGCCAGCCGACCCAGCCUGCGGCAGUUUUACGAAACAUUUAAAGGCUGUUGGAUGCAAUUACUUAGCGUAUUUUUGGUGUUCUUCGUCACACUUUCUGUAUUUCCGACAGUGUUAGCUGGUAUUACACCAAAUGGCAAAGGAGAACCUUGGAACAGUAGCAUAUCAAAGGAGCUUUAUCCUGGAAUUACUACAUUUUUGAUUUUUAAUCUUUUCGCAGCAAUCGGGUCAACAACAGCGAAUUUCAUUCAGUUCCCAGGACCGCACACGUUAGUGUUCCCAGCAAUCGCACGACUUCUCUUUAUUCCGUACUUCAUGCUGUGCCAAUACAACGUUGAUGACCGUGCGAUGCCAGUCUGGUUCAAGAACGAGUGGUUCCUGAUUAUUGGAAAUGUCAUCAUGGCUUUCACCAGCGGCUAUUUUAGCUCUCUGGGAAUGAUGUAUGCACCAAGGGUUGUAUCUAGCUCAAUGUCAAAAACAGCCGGCAUGGCUGCCGCUCUCUGUUUAGUAACAGGCAUAAUGGCUGGCGUAUCAUUUACACCUUUGAUCACAUUAAUGGUGAACAAAAUCGGCUAG